CUUCCUGCCUCUUCUACGACAUUUCUAAUGUUCAUUCAUGGGUCGUAAGGUCGAAGUAUUUUUCAUGUAAUAAUACACAUAUUGUGUGCUUGUGCGCGUUACAUACAGCGUGCAGUAACCUGGUAGUUAAAUCAACGGCGUGCAGGAAGAAGGUCGAAAAUGGGGGACAUUAAGAAUUUUCUUUAUGCGUGGUGUGGUAAGAAAAAACUCACACCCAGCUAUGACAUUAAGACAGCUGGGAAUAAGAACCGGCAGAAGUUCAUUUGUGAGGUUCGUGUGGACGGAUUCAACUACAUUGGAAUGGGGAACUCCACUAACAAGAAGGACGCACAGUCCAACUCAGCCCGCGACUUUGUCAAUUAUCUUGUUCGAGUAGGCGAAAUGAACUCAAGUGAGGUCCCUGCUCUGGGGCCAAGUGCACCUGACCCGAUUGAAACAGAUGGCCGCAGUGGUUUUGGGAAUCUACCUGCUGCUGGACCUCUGCCUCCACAUUUGGCUAUCAAACAGGAACAGGGUCUGACCGGGCAGAAUGACGGACCAGCCAUAAGUGGUAAAAGUGGUCUUGGCUACUCAGGAUUCAACAGCGGUAAUGCUGAGUGGGAACGAGGAGCUAAUUUGAAGGAGUAUUACGCAAAGAAAGACCAGCAAGAUGCAGAAGCGACCUAUGAAUCGGAGGAAGUUGAUCUGAAUGCAGGUCUCCAUGGCAACUGGACACUGGAAAAUGCCAAGGCUCGUUUGAACCAGUUCUUCCAAAAGGAGAAGAACCAGACUGAUUACAAAUACAGCCAAGUGGGGCCUGACCACAACAGGAGUUUCAUUGCUGAAAUGACCAUUUUUGUAAGGCAGCUUGGGAGAAAGAUAAGUGCCCGUGAGCAUGGCUCCAACAAGAAGUUGGCAGCCCAGUCCUCUGCUCUGUCUAUUGUCCGGCAACUGUACCAUCUGGGCGUGAUUGAACCCUACACUGGAUUGACUAAAAAGAAAGAGGGCGAGACGGUGGAGGUCUAUGAAGUGACUGUGCCAGAUGAUGUGGUGCACCAGCUUCAAAGUGUCACCCAGGAACUGGGUAUUCAGAUCCCCCCACCACCCCAGGAUCCGAGCACCCCAGUGUCUCUGGUUCAGGGUAAGUUGGCCCACUUUGAGCCCUCCCAGAGGCAGAGUGCAGCAGGCGUGGUGCCCUGGUCACCCCCGCAGGUCAACUGGAACCCCUGGACCAGCAGCAACAUUGAUGAAGGCCCUCUGGCUUUCUGUACCCCAGAGCAGAUAAGUGCAGACUUGUUGGCUGAGCUGAACUAUCAGUUAGAGAAUGAUCAAAACCUCCAGAUGGGGAUAAAGGAGAGGGACCAGCUACCAGUGAAGAAGUUUGAGGAGGAGAUCAUGAAUGCCAUUCACCACAACCCUGUGGUCAUCAUCCGCGGAGCAACAGGCUGCGGCAAAACCACACAGGUUCCCCAGUACAUCCUGGACUACUUCAUCAAGAAUAACCGCGCUGCCGAUUGCAACAUUGUCGUGACCCAGCCUCGGCGUAUCAGUGCGGUCUCUGUGGCCGAGCGUGUGGCCUGCGAGAGGGGAGAGGAGCUGGGCAAGAGCUGUGGCUACAGCGUGCGCUUCGAGUCCGCUCUGCCCAGGCCUCACGCCAGCGUGAUGUUCUGCACCGUGGGGGUGCUUCUGAGGAAGCUGGAGGCUGGAAUCAGAGGGAUCAGUCAUGUGAUCGUCGAUGAAAUCCACGAGAGGGAUCUCAAUACGGACUUUCUGAUGGUUGUUCUGAGAGACGUGGUCCAGGCGUACCCUGAUGUUCGUGUCGUACUUAUGUCCGCCACCAUCGACACCACCAUGUUCGGAGAUUACUUCUUCAAUGCCCCAGUCAUAGAGGUGUUUGGACGCACUUUCCCUGUACAAGAGUAUUUCCUUGAGGACUGUAUUCAGAUGACUCAGUUCAUCCCCCCUCCCAUGGAUAAAAAGAGAAAGGACAAAGAUGACGAUGGAGGAGAAGAGGAGAUGAACUGUAACCUGAUCUGUGGAGAGGAGUACGGCCCAGAGACCAAGCGCUCCAUGUCUCAGCUGAACGAGAAGGAGACCUCCUUUGAGCUGAUCGAGGCCUUGCUCAAGUACAUCGAGACGCUGAAGGUGUCCGGGGCGGUGCUGGUCUUCCUGCCCGGCUGGAACCUCAUUUUUUCCAUGCAGAAGCACCUGGAGAUGAACCCGCACUUUGGAAGUCAGCGCUACAGGAUCUUGCCUCUACACUCUCAGAUCCCCAGGGAGGAACAGAGAAUGGUGUUUGAGCCCGUGCCCGAGGGUGUGACCAAGGUGAUUUUGUCCACCAAUAUUGCAGAGACCAGCAUUACCAUCAAUGACGUUGUCUACGUCAUUGAUUCUUGCAAGCAAAAAGUGAAGCUAUUUACAUCCCAUAAUAAUAUGACCAACUAUGCAACCGUCUGGGCCUCGAAGACCAACCUGGAGCAGAGGAAGGGCCGGGCUGGCAGAGUCCGGCCUGGUUUCUGCUUCCACCUCUGCAGCAGCGCCCGCUUUGAAAGGCUGGAGACCCACAUGACUCCAGAGAUCUUCCGCACGCCGCUGCAUGAAGUGGCCCUCAGCAUCAAGCUGCUCCGACUGGGAGCCAUCGGCCACUUCCUGUCCAAAGCCAUCGAGCCGCCACCACUGGACGCCGUCAUUGAGGCGGAACACACACUCAGAGAGCUGGAUGCCCUUGACUCUAAUGAUGAGCUGACUCCUCUGGGCCGUAUUCUGGCCAAGCUGCCCAUUGAGCCGCGCCUCGGCAAGAUGAUGAUCAUGGGCUGCAUCCUUAAUGUGGGUGAUGCGGUUUGCACCAUCUCAGCAGCUUCCUGCUUCCCAGAGCCCUUCAUCAGCGAGGGUAAGCGCCUGGGAUUCGUGCAUAGGAACUUUGCCGGCUCGCGCUUCUCUGACCACGUGGCCCUGUUGUCUGUGUUUCAAACCUGGGAUGAAGUCCGAAUGGGUGGAGAAGAUGCAGAGACAAGGUUCUGUGAGCACAAGCGACUUAACAUGUCCACUCUCAGGAUGACCUGGGAGGCUAAAGUGCAGCUGAAGGACAUUCUCGUCAAUGCCGGUUUCCCUGAGGAAUGCCUUAUGAACCAGAUGUUCAACAAUGUUGGCCCUGAUAACAACCUGGAUGUGGUCAUCUCCCUGCUAACGUUUGGUUCCUACCCCAACGUGUGCUACCACAAAGAGAAAAGGAAGAUUUUGACCACUGAGGGCCGAAACGCUCUCAUCCACAAGUCCUCCGUCAACUGCCCCUUCAGCAACCAUGACUUGACAUACCCCUCUCCAUUCUUUGUCUUUGGAGAAAAGAUCAGAACACGAGCCAUCUCAGCUAAAGGAAUGACUUUGGUCAGCCCUCUGCAGCUCCUCCUGUUUGCUGCGAAAAAAAUCACCUCAAACGGUGACGUUGUGGAGCUUGACGAUUGGAUCAAGCUACGCAUCCCCCAUGAGGUGGCGGGCUCUGUGGCUGCCUUGCGGGCAUCGCUGGAAGCUCUGGUGGUAGAGGUAACCAAAGACCCAGAGUACAUCAAUCAGCUGGACCCACCCAACCAGCGCAUGCUCAACAUGCUGCGGCUCAUCUCCAAGCCCUCCUCCAGCGGGAUCAACCUCAUGACCAGCAACCCAAGAUUUGGCGAUGGUCCUCGGCCUCCAAAGAUGGCCAGAUUUGACGGAGGCGGUGACAGAGGGUUCAGGGGGCGUGGUGGUGGUGAUGGAGGAGGCUACAGAGGCGGCGGUGGCUACAGAGGGGGUGGAGGAUACCGUGGCGGAGGAGGAGGAUAUGGUGGUGGUGGUGGUGGGGGAUAUAGGGGCGGUGGUGGUGGGGGAUAUAGGGGCAGGGGUGGCUAUGGAGGUGGUGGAGGCGGGUACAGGGGUGGGUAUGGGGGUGGUGGAUAUGGGGGCGGAGGUGGAGGCGGAGGCGGCUACAGAGGCGGGGGAAGAGGUUUCAGGGGUGGAUUUUAGGGUAAUUAAAUUUCUUUAUGGAAAAGAAUGUUUGUGUUAAUACACCUUGUUUAAAG
Messenger RNA from Sardina pilchardus (European sardine), 4031 nucleotides. RefSeq names its product DEAH (Asp-Glu-Ala-His) box helicase 9 (gene dhx9). Gene Ontology annotation, molecular function: 3'-5' DNA helicase activity; RNA helicase activity; ATP binding. Gene Ontology annotation, biological process: positive regulation of transcription by RNA polymerase II; regulation of mRNA processing. Gene Ontology annotation, cellular component: nucleolus; intracellular anatomical structure; ribonucleoprotein complex. Bases 160 to 3975 code for a protein of 1271 amino acids. NCBI's taxonomy places the organism in Eukaryota, Metazoa, Chordata, Actinopteri, Clupeiformes, Clupeidae. The record is from RefSeq and is a predicted model, not a curated record. The transcript has 28 exons.